Messenger RNA from Ruditapes philippinarum (Manila clam), 4143 nucleotides. Its product is annotated as putative nuclease HARBI1. Bases 193 to 1203 code for a protein of 336 amino acids. The record is from RefSeq and is a predicted model, not a curated record. NCBI's taxonomy places the organism in Eukaryota, Metazoa, Mollusca, Bivalvia, Venerida, Veneridae. The transcript is spliced from 4 exons.
CUAACGUUCUCAAAGUCAAAAUCUCAGCUCAAAUCUGAGAUUUUUCUCAACUCAGAGACUGAGAUUGAGAUUUUUCUCAGUUUGGCUUUCACUAACAAAAUCUGAGAAAAAUCUCAACUUAAGACUUGAGAUUUUUCUCAGAUUUAUUGAGACAAAGGUUUGCUGUCUCAGUUUUUGUCUCAGACAAUCAAAAUGGCGCUUUCGAGAAGAGUACACCUUCGUCGUCGUCGUGACAAACGAGUUUUUAGAAAACGAUUCUCGUUAGAUGAUAUGGAUGAUGGUGAACUUAGGAAAAGAUACCGGUUUUCUAAGGCGUCCAUUUUAUAUAUAUUCGCUAUAGUAGAGAGAUUUUUGAGCAGAUCGACGAGAAGGAGCCAGUCUGUGCCGCCAAUGUUACAGCUUCUGACAGCCCUGCGGUUUUUCGCCACGGGGUCUUUCAUGCGCCUCGUCGGCGAUUCUACAGGGCUGUCAGAAUCGUCUGUUUCGAGAUGCGUGAUAACGGUUGCCAAGGCACUUGUUUCUGCAGCAAAGGAAUUUAUACACAUGCCUUCGGCUUCCCAAACAAGGGUCACAAAGGAGAAGUUCUAUCGUAUUAGUAAAUUUCCAAAUGUAAUUGGAGCUGUGGACUGUACGCAUGUUAAGAUUCAGGCCCCAACCAACAAUGAAAGUGACUUUGUUAACAGAAAAGGGUUUCAUUCGAUUAAUGUACAGAUGGUUUGUGAUGCUGAAUUUAAGUUCUUAAACUGUGUAGCAGAGUGGCCAGGCUGCACACAUGACGCGAGGGUCUUUAGGAACAGUAAACUCUGUGAAAGUUUGGAAAAUGGACAGUAUGAUGGACUUUUGGUUGGGGACUCUGCUUAUCCAUGUCGCCCUUUUCUAAUGACACCAUAUAACCAACCUAGUGACGAAAAGGAGAGGAAGUUUAAUUCAGCAUUGUGUCGGGCGAGAGUCCUUAUUGAGCAAAGUUUUGGUAUUUUAAAGAGAAGGUUUCCAUGCCUACAGGUCGGGCUUCGCAUGUUACCUGAGAGGGCUGCACUUGUCACAAUGGCAUGUGUUGUCCUCCAUAACAUUGCCAUGCAGAGGGAUGAACCUCUUGACGACACUGGCGAAGUUGACAUUGGAAAUGAUGCCAGCAAUGUUAGCCUUCCAGAACAUAACGAUGGAUCUGGAAUUCGCCAACAUUUAUGUCAAAAUUUCUUUUAAGCACAGGAAACUGACGUUUAAAACAAAACAAAAAUAUUUCAACAACCAAGGAAAUAUCACUUAUAUUAUGUAUAUAUUGUUGAAUUUUUGUUUUGUUUUAAACUUCAGGUUUCUGUGUCUGUAGGCAAGGAAACCUUCAUUAUAUAGAGGAUAUUUGUUUGUUUUGCAUGUAAUAAUGAAAUAUAUUUCACUGAGUGAACACCAGAUGCAAUAUUUUCUUGAGGGGCGUAGCCUUGAUUGAAAAUAGAAUAUCUGGAGUAUACAAAUGAAAUAUAUUUCAAUCUAAUAUGUAAAACAAAUAAAUUUUCUUUUUGUGCCCCCACUUAAAAGUGGGGCAUUUAGAUUUACCCUUGUCUGUCUGUUCGUUCUCUUUUGUCCGGCAGGUAACUAAAAAAAUAUUUGACCUAGUCAUAAAACUUUUCAGGAUUGUUGAUAAUAAUGAGCAGCUGUCCACCUGGGUAUUUUCGUGUGGAUUAUAUAGUGUUUUUAGAGUUACUGCCUGUUACUUAGUAAAAAUUUGCAAUUUUCAACUUGUGUCGCAUGUAACCCAAAAAGGAUUGGACCUAGUCCUGAAACAUUACAGGAAUGUUGAUCAGCAUGUGUAGUUGUGCACCUGGUUAUUUUCGUGUGGAUUUAUUCAGUAUCUUUUAGAGUUAUUGCCCUUAACUUACUUUCAAUUUGUGUCGCAUGUAAUUCUAAAAUUAUUUGACCUACAAUCAUGAAACUUUACAAGAAUGUUUGUUGCUCAGCAUAUGAAGUUGUGCACCUGGUGUUUCACUUGUGGAUUUUUUCUGUUUACAUAGAGUUACUGCCCUUGACUUAGUAAAAAAUUUGCAAUAUUCAACUUGUGUCGCAUGUAACUCGGAAAGGAUUUGACCUAGAGUCAUGAAACUUUACAGGAAUGUUCAAUGAUCAGCAUGUGUAGUUGUACUUGUGGAUUUAUCCAGUAUUUGUAAAGCUCUUGUCCUUUACUUAGUAAAAGAUUUUUACUUUUCAACUUUUGGCAUAUGUUGUCCAAAAAUAUGUAGUAUGGCACCUGUGUCCUAUGGACACAUUUCUAGUCAUUGCAUGCUUUUUAAGUGAUUCUAAGUAUUAUUUUACUGAUUUUGAUGCAUAUUGUUAGGUUGUGCAUUUACUUUAUGACGUCAUGACAUAAUUACGUCACAUCAUCAAUUUUGAAAUAUAGUUCUUUUGCAUUUCUCUAAUUUUUAACAUGAUGUAUGAUGACAUUGACUUUCUUUUUCCUGAAGAAGCAAAAUUUAUGUAUGACAGCAUUUAUUUUUGCCUGUUAUUAUCCCCUGCUGAAAAGCGGCCGGGGAUAUAGAAAUAGUCUCUCUCCGUCCAUCCAACCUUCUGCCGUCCAUCCUUCCAUCCGACAUUUUUUCCCGGAGCAUAUCUCAAAAAGUAUUUGAGGUAUCAACUUGAAACUUCAUAGGUGGAUAGAUCUCAUUGAGGAGUGCAGUACACAAGAAUGAUAACCUAACCUGCAUUAUUUUUCAGUUUUUGCCCUUUGUUAUUUUCAGCCAUCAGUAUUCACAUAGGCUUCAAGUCUGUAAUCACUUCAGCCAACAGUUUUAUUUACCUAAAGACCUCUUAAAAUUGAAUUAUUCUGCUCUAGUACAUAUCAUUCUUCCAAUGAGCAAACAAAUUCGGCGGGGGAUGGCCAUGUUAACAUGACUCUUGUUCAAUUUAGUUAUGGUAUUCUUUUCAUCAGCAUUCAGAUAUUGUCCAGCUACAGUGGAAAUUACAUGUUAUAAAUUUCACUAGUGGUUUGUCAGGUUAUAGGCCUCUCCUAUUUUCAACGAAAUGAAGAAAUCUAAAUGAAAACAGAACUUUUCAAUUUUCAAACUUUAUUAUGUUGAUGUUAACAUACAUUUCAAUAGACUUACUCAAGAAUUAAAGGCACAUUAUGCCUCAGAAACCUUUUAAUAUUUCCUUUAUAAAAAAAGGGCAAAUAUGAAAUAUGAGGUUCAUAACAUUUAAGAAAUGACUUUAGAGCAUGUUAGAUGUACACAAUUUUAUUGCCUGGAGAAAAUAGAGCUGAAUGUGAAAGUCUUGGUCAUACUUAUAAAAGAACUGAAAUGUAAACAAUGUAUUAUUUUUAAUUUCCAUUCAAAUUACUAAAACACUGUAAAUGUAUUUAUUGCCAAAAUAAGCAGCAGAAAAAGAAGAUUGCUUAGGUAAUUAGCAAAUGAAUAACUUAAAUACUCUUUUUUUGAAAAUAUAAGCGGAUAUCAAAAAUAAAUAAAGGACAUUGAACGAGUGUAGGUUCAGUACAAAUGUACUAAUUUAAUCGAACAAGUUGAAUAAAAUAAUAUCAUGCUAGCCUCUGGCGAGCAAAAUAUUUAAUAUUUAACAAGUUCAAUAAAUUUAGAAAUGAACUUACACAAAUGUUAUUUUCUUUUUAUCACAUAUCCUAAAUAAUAACUGAUAAUUUCUGUAAAGUUGAGAUGAAAUUAUUUGACCAAGUGAACAGUAAAAGAUAUGGAUAUCAGUUAUCUAUUUCACCAAAAAAUAUCACUUUUUGAGUGAUUUUUUAGCCGAUUAAAGCUGAUUUAGUGUUUAAAUGUACACUAACAUAACGUCAAAGACUUGUAGGCCUGAGUGAUUAAUCACAAAGUUCUUGAACAAUAAAACAUGGAUUAUUGUAGUAUUGAUAUCUAUUUCCAUUCCAUUAUGAUGAUAGAAAGAAAAUCUAUAAAAAAUUGUUUUACUACAUUGACUUUGUAGAAACCAAAACAAAUAUCAUUUUCUACAUUUUUACAACUAUUUUUGAUAAACACACUGUUAUUUAUUAAUAAUGCAAAAAUAAAUAAUAGAAACCAUAAAUUAUAUUCUUGUUGUAUUUAAUAUUUGAGAGUUUCAAGUCCAUAGCUCAUCUGAAUAUUUAUAUUCCCCAUGGCAAGGAAGUAAGCUAUAAACUAAAGAAGAUAUCAAGUC